AUUUCCACCCUCUUCCCCCAUUUCCUCAUUUUCUCUUUCUACGCAGCCAAACACAUCUCUCGCUCUGUCUUCUCAGAUGCAGAGUACCUGCUUUUUCUCUCUCUAAAAUGUCUAUCUCUACAACCUCCUCGUUCUCCUCCCCGCCCUCUCCGCCGCAGCCAAACGACACCUCCGAUGGCACUGCCGAGCGCCGCCUCCGGGAGGCCGAGGAUCGGCUGAGGGAGGCCAUCGAGGAGCUGCAACGCCGGCAGCGCCGCGCACGGCGGGUCCAGCCUCCUUGUGAUCACGCCGACGAGUCUUGCGUCGCCAACGCCAUUGGAAACCUCUGCCAGAGCUUCCUCCUCUCCUACGGUGUUCGCGUUGGCAUUGGAAUUUUGCUCCGCGCUUUCAAGCUCGCUCGCGGACAAUCCUAUUCGUCCCUUCUUGAUCUCAAGCAACUUGUCUCAGAGAAAGAUCUGAUAGUAAGAGAGGAAGCAUGUCGAAUUGGUUUACUUUUUGGAGGAUUUACUGGAUCCUAUCAUGCCCUUAGGUGUUUGUUGAGAAAGUUGAGAAAAAAAGAGACACCAUUAAAUGCAAUUUUAGCAGGUUCAGUAGCAGGUUUGUCUAUUUUGGCAUUGGAUGAUUCGAAUCGGAGGCGUACACUUGCUCUGUAUCUUUUGGCUAGGCUUGCCCAGUGUGCUUAUAACUCCGCAAAGUCCAAGAACAAGUUUCACCUCUGGGGAAGCCAUUGGCGACAUGGAGAUGCAUUGCUUUUUGCCUUUGCAUGCGCACAGGUUAUGUAUUCCUUUGUAAUGCGUCCUGAGAGCUUGCCAAAAUCAUAUCAAGAUUUUAUCCAAAAAACAGGGCCAGUUGCACGACCUGUAUACAAGGCCGUGAGAGAUUGCUGCAGAGGUGGCCCGGUGGAUGUUACCUCGUUAUCUGCUUACCUAUCUAGCAGAAAGAACUCCAACUUUGCAAAAUUGGAAGAAUUUCCUUCAAUUAUUCCCUGCUCCAUAAUUCAUCCACAUACAAAUUCAUGUCUAGUUCACAAUGCUAAUGCAGCAUCAGCAACUUUCAGGAAAACGUUUCCACUUUAUUUCUCUUUGACUUUUGUACCGUUCGUUGUUCUGCAUCUGCAAAAGUUCAUGGAUGCUCCUGUCCGCAUCUGUUGGCAUGCUGUUAGAGGAGCUGUUCGAUCAACAUCAUUUUUGUCAGCUUUUGUAGGAAUAUUUCAGGGGGUUAUAUGUUUGCAUAGAAAGGUGGCAUCAAAGGACCACAAGCUUGUUUAUUGGGUCGCAGGUGGGCUUGCUGCCCUUUCUGUACUACUGGAGAAGAAAGGUAGACGUGGAGAACUUGCCUUGUAUGUUCUUCCUCGAGCUGGAGAUUCUUUGUGGUAUAUAUUAGUGAAUCGUCAUCUGCUUCCAAAUAUCAAGAACGCUGAGGUGGCUCUAUUCUGUGCAUGCAUGGGUGGAAUAAUGUAUUACUUGGAACAUGAACCAGAUACCAUGGCUCCGUUUCUCAGAAGCUUGAUCCGUCGCUUCCUUGCUAGCAGAAUCAGCAAUCCAGCCCCUUCAUCAAAUCGGAGUGCUUCUUACACAUAUCUACAGACUCUCGAUGCCAUCAAAAAGCCAAAAUUGCGAGAGAACCGAGAUGGUGAAACUUCAGCUUCCGAAAAAUACAAUCUCGAAUCCAUACCUGGACUCUGAGCACCUUUUUUUCAAAUGCUCAUUCACAAUGGCUAUGAGAGCUCAAGCUCAACCAUUCCUUUUUAUUGGCUUCAUUUCCAAUUUGUUGCCAGAGCAGCAGAGUUCUGGCACAAUUUAUUAAAACUCAGCCUGAAUGACUGGGUAUUUUACAUCCUCCGGUUGUAGUCAACAUUAUUGAAUCCUUGAGAUUUAAUUCUCAUUCAAUUUUGAGUCCUUUAUUUCGAAAUAUUUUCUGUUUUGAACUAAAACUGUCCGUGGAACAGAAAUUGAAGAAGAAAAAAAAACAAUAUAUUUACAAACCCUGUUAUGGUUUUUGAGAGGGAUUGCCUUUCUGUAAAUAAAUAAGAACAGCUUGUAUUGUUCUGAUAGUGAUUUCUCUGCUAUGCAUGAAGAAGAGAUGGCUGUUAUCUAUCA
Messenger RNA from Camellia sinensis, 2099 nucleotides. RefSeq names its product Mitochondrial import inner membrane translocase subunit Tim17/Tim22/Tim23 family protein. The record is from RefSeq and is a predicted model, not a curated record. Lineage: Eukaryota; Viridiplantae; Streptophyta; Magnoliopsida; Ericales; Theaceae.